AACAAGGCAACACUGGGACCUGUGGCAGACCACCUUGUCCAGAGCCCUGCUUGCCUCCAACGGGCCACAUCACCCACUACAACAGCCCUUGGGGCCAUGGACUGACCGUCUGGAGGACUGGAAUUGGCUAUUGUCCCCCACUACAGACCUUUUCCACCGCCAUGGGGGAACCUGGAAACACUUUAGCUCUGAAGGCUCUCCCACCACGUCACGUCGCUACGCGCCAGGGCCGUCCCAUCCUUCCUGCCCAUGGUGGACGGCACCUCUCCCUUCUGACGCUCUUCGUGCUACAGUUCGCUCCAUCACAGGAUCUGACAGGGUUCUUCUCACCGGUACUGGCCGUGCCACUGAACCGUCUUCUUCCUCCAGCCCAUCCAUUCUUCACGCGUGGCAGACGGCUGCCGAGCUCUGCACGGACUACUACGGGUGGGUCCCCAAUGAGAUCGAGGUUCACGGUGACGAAGCCACCUUAGCUGAUGCUCUGUUGGACGGUCGCCUGCGUGUGAUCAGCGAUGGAUCCUUCAAGAACGAGUUGGGGACCGCGGCUGAAAACGAGUCUGAGAUUGCCUGGGACACAAUGGGUCGCGCCAUGCGAUCUCUUCCUGCAGGACUACAAAGGUGGUCUACUAAACAUUGUGUGGGCAUGUGCGGCACAGGCAAAUUUAAAGUUCUAUGGGGUCUGGAGACAUCAGCAGCUUGCCCACGCUGCGGCGACUUCGAGGAUCAUCUGCAUGUUCCCCGCUGCAGCGCUGCUUCGGCAACAGCUGAAUGGGAUCGUCGCACUGCAGCCUUCUCCGCGUGGCUAGACCUGCAACUGACGGGCCCUUCCAUCAAAAUAGCGAUCCUACAGCUUCUUCAGGGCGUUCACACACCUCCUUUAUUUCCCCCAAGGCCCAACUCCUCUUCGGUUUGGCCGGCCUUCUUGGCUCAGCAGGUGAUUGGGUCUCAAGGCCUUUUGGAGGGACGCAUCGCCUCGUCUUGGCUUCCACUCCAACAACAAUAUUAUGACAAGAUAAGAUGUCGACGAUCUGUCUCUCUUUGGGCGUCCCGCCUCUCACAACAGCUGAUCUCCAUCGGCUUCUACAUGUGGGAGCAACGGAACUCCGUUCAACAUUCGGAUGAUAACGUUCAAUUACGUGAACGUCACAGUACUGUCAAUGAGGGGAUUCACUCCCAGUUUGAUAUGGGUCCCGAUGACUUGCCUAAGGAAAUUCAACCGAUGCUAACAUGCCGUCGACGAGUCCUUCGCAAGUCAUUGGUAGACAAGGAAGAGUGGCUUAAGUUGCUUCGUCAGGAACGCAGAGAUUUCCGUCGCUCCAUCAAAGCACAACGCCGCAGUCUGCGGACUAUUUUCUCCCCUGGACCCUGA
Messenger RNA from Cylindrotheca closterium, 1369 nucleotides. The record is from the annotation of a GenBank genome assembly. Lineage: Eukaryota; Bacillariophyta; Bacillariophyceae; Bacillariales; Bacillariaceae.